UUGUUUGGCAUAUGCGUAUAGGCACGAGGAAAGCUAGCAGUCCGUUGUUUUUGAUUUGCGGUGGCUGUCGUGUUUCACUUGCAGCUUCCUACGACCACGAGCCCUUCAUUUCCUAACAGAAUUUUCAAUUCUCUCUCCGAAUCAUACAAUUCUCAGCAAUUCCCAUUUUCAACCAUUCUUCUGUAAAUUUAACAAACACUUCUCCGUAACCUACAUUGAUCCCUUGCAUUCCCACGAUGGACUUAUGCAUACAGGCUGAAAAGUUUUGAAAUAGUCGAUUUGAAGUAACUUAGAAUGCCUCAAGCUAGCACGGAUGAUAAAAAGGCUGCAUUGGAUGCAGCUGCAUGGAUGUUCAACGUUGUCACUUCUGUUGGCAUUAUUAUUGUCAACAAAGCCUUAAUGGCCACUUAUGACUUCAGUUAUGCUACAACACUAACUGGUUUGCAUUUUGCUACCACAACCUUGUUGGCUUUUGUUCUAAGGUGGCUGGGAGUCAUCCAAGCCACUCAUCUACCUUUCCUGGAGCUUUUGAAAUUUGUCUUGUUUGGAAACUUCUCGAUUGUUGGAAUGAAUGUUAGUCUAAUGUGGAACUCAGUGGGAUUUUAUCAGGUAACAUUUUUGUUAUGCUGGGUUAGGCUGCUUUUUUUUUAUUUGGCAAUAAAUCUAUUACAUUGCUGUUCCACUAACUGUCAGAUUGCAAAGCUGAGUAUGAUUCCUGUGUCAUGCCUUUUGGAAGUGUUGUUUGACAAGAUUCGUUACUCCCGAGACACAAAGUUGAGCAUAGCAGUUGUUCUCUUGGGUGUUGGUGUUUGCACUAUCACCGACAUAAGUGUGAAUACCAAGGGUUUCAUUGCUGCUUUCAUUGCAGUCUGGAGCACUUCUCUGCAACAGUAUUAUAUACAUUACCUUCAAAGGAAGUAUUCACUUAGCUCCUUUAACCUACUUGGUCAUACUGCUCCAGCCCAGGCUGCAACAUUGCUGUUAGUAGGCCCUUUUUUGGAUUACUGGUUGACAAACAGAAGAGUAGACACUUAUGACUAUAACAUAGUCUCUGUGAUGUUCAUCAUUCUAUCAUGCACCAUUGCAGUUGGAACCAACCUCAGCCAGUUCAUUUGCAUCGGCAGAUUCACAGCCGUGUCAUUUCAAGUACUUGGGCAUAUGAAGACAAUCUUUGUGUUGAUAAUGGGAUUCUUCUUCUUUGGGAAAGAGGGCCUCAAUCUUCAGGUGGUUAUGGGCAUGGUGAUAGCGGUGGUCGGAAUGAUCUGGUACGGCAAUGCCUCAACUAAGCCAGGAGGAAAAGAGGAUUGGAACCUUUCACCACCAACAAGCAGGCAAGAAAAACCCAGUAGUUUAUCAGAAUCAAGUGAACAUGACCAGGAGGUCUAAGCUUCGUGUUGGAUAAGUUACAGAAUACAAGGGUAGCUAAUUCCAGGAACUCAUUUAUCAUUUUGAGUGAAUAGAAAAUUCAUGGUUUGAUGGUAAUUAAUUUUUCUUCUUUAUUCCAUUAUUUCUCCUUUUUCUUUUUCCUAAAUCCUAUCAAAGGAAAGGAGAUUUUGCUUAGAAUUAGUGUUUUUUUUUUAAAGAAAUACAUAAUAUGAUAAUUAUUUCUUUUUC
Manihot esculenta (cassava) is the source of this 1614-nucleotide messenger RNA. Its product is annotated as UDP-rhamnose/UDP-galactose transporter 5. Gene Ontology annotation, molecular function: UDP-galactose transmembrane transporter activity; antiporter activity. The transcript has 5 exons. Bases 295 to 1386 code for a protein of 363 amino acids. NCBI's taxonomy places the organism in Eukaryota, Viridiplantae, Streptophyta, Magnoliopsida, Malpighiales, Euphorbiaceae. The record is from RefSeq and is a predicted model, not a curated record. Gene Ontology annotation, cellular component: Golgi apparatus.